AGAGCUGGCGCUGUUACUCUUCUUUUGUUAUUCAUGAGGAAAGGAAACUUUGCGGCAGAGCUGAAACGCUCCAGGAGUGCCUGAACAGUCGGGUUGGAUAGCUUUGCUGCUUCCUGGAGGGAGUUUGUGAAAGCAUUGAGCAGAGAUCUGGAGCAUUAGACGAGCUGAGUGAAGUGUGGAGCGCUGAACAUGCCAAGAGCCAAUCAUUCAUUAUUUUCUCAAUGAUACAAAGUCACUGUACUGCACUGAGAGAUUCAUCACGCAAAGGGAUUUGCAGUGGGCUGUAUAUGUAAAGGAGAGCCGGAUUUCUGCUUCAGCGUGUCAGACGUACCCGUGACUCCUGAGAAGGAAGAUGGCUACCGUGGGCACAAUGUCAGAGGCCUCUGAGGCCGGAGACAACAGCGAAUUCACUGACAUCAUCAAAUGGAGAUCAGACGAACAUGAUGCCGUACAGAAAAAAACCUUCACGAAGUGGAUCAACGCGCAGUUCUCCAAGACGGGGAAGGUGCCCAUCAAAGACAUGUUCUCUGAGCUGAGAGACGGCAGAAAACUCCUCGAUCUCCUGGAGGGGCUGACUGGAAACACACUGACCAAAGAGCGAGGCUCUACUAGAGUUCACUCCCUCAACAACGUCAACCGCGUGCUGCAGGUCCUUCAUCAGAGCAGCGUGGACCUGGUGAAUAUCGGAGGGACUGAUAUUGUCGAUGGGAAUCAUAAGCUUACUCUCGGACUCAUCUGGAGUAUCAUACUGCACUGGCAGGUUAAGGACGUCAUGAAAGAUGUGAUGUCCAGUCUUCAGCAGACCAACAGUGAGAAGAUUUUGCUGAGCUGGGUGAGAAACUGCACCCGCAACUAUAGCAGCAUUCACUCACACUCACUCGUAGUGGCUAGGCCUAAUGGGUUCAGCUGGGAGGAAGUAGUUCAUCUAACCCCUGUGGAGAGGCUGGACCAUGCUUUCACAUUUGCCAAAGAUCAGCUCAACAUUGAGAGACUACUGGAUGUGGAAGAUGUGGCGGUGCAGUUGCCGGAUAAGAAGUCCAUCAUCAUGUAUGUGACCUCACUCUUUGCCGUGUUUCCCAAUGACAUCACGAUGGAUGACAUCAAAGAGGUGGAGACGCUGCCCAGACGCUAUAAGGUGGAUCCGGAUGAGGGACGUGCUGGGUUGGCUGCAGAGACGGAGGAGGUGAGCAGCACACGGCCAGAGACGCCCAGCAUGCUGACGGAGGUCAGUCUGGACACGUAUCAGAUCACUCUGGAGGAGGUGCUCACCUGGCUGCUGUCGGCCGAAGACAUGCUGCACAUGCAGGACGACGUGUCCGACGACGUGGAGGAGGUCAAAGACCAGUUCCACACACAUGAGGCCUUUAUGAUGGAAUUGACAGCCCACCAGAGCAGCGUGGGUAACGUCUUACAGGCGGGAAACCAGCUGAUCGCUCAAGGCAACCUGGCUGAAGUCUUGUUUGAAGAACUUCAUGAAGUUCUCAUGGACCUUCAGCAACAGCAGCUACAGCAGCUCUCCGAUUGGCUGACGCAGACGGAGGGGCGGAUCCGUAAGAUGGAGAAAGAGCCAAUAGCAGGAGACCUGGAGGGAUAUCUGGCCCAGAUAGAGCAGCACAAAGUUUUGCAGAAUGAUCUGGAGCUAGAACAGGUAAAGGUGAACUCUCUCACGCACAUGGUUGUGGUCGUGGAUGAGAACAGCGGGGAGAGUGCCACUGCUGACCUGGAGGAACAACUGCAGUCACUGGGGGAGCGCUGGGCGGCAGUGUGUCGCUGGACGGAGGAACACUGGAACAAACUCGAGGAAAUUCAGCUUGUGUGGCAGCGGCUGCUUGAUGACCAGAGUUUGUUUGGAUCGUGGCUAGCAGAAAAGGAGAAGACCUUGAGUGAAGUUCAGACCAGUGAUUUUAAAGACCCUAGUGAAAUAAAUGCCAGCGUGCGCAGUUUAGCCAAUCUCAAGGAGGAUAUGGCCCAGAAGCGGAGGGCCCUGAGUGCUCUGUCAGAUGCUGGACAGGAUGUGAUGGUGCUGUUAAACAGUCCAGCCGCAGCUCAGAGGAUCGAAACAGACACAGACCUACUGACCCAACGCUGGGACAACCUGGUCCAAAAACUAGAGGACUGCUCCAGCCAAGUAACCGAAGCGGUGUCUGGGAUACCCCAGGUACCGGAGAAGGUUGUCAUGGAGACAGUCACAACAGUAACAACACGGAUGGAGCAAACCUUCACCAGCAGCGAUCGAGAGCUACCGCCACCUGCCCCACCUAAAAGACGACAUCUGGAUACAGACGGCGAGCUCAGGAUACUAGCUGAAACUGAUGUUCCCAAGCUUUUGUCACGGCUGGCUGCAUGGAAGUCAUCUGCCCGAGCUGCUGGAGACACGCCUGGUCUGAAGGAAAAACUACAGACCCUGCGGGUGGAGCUUGCUGAAAACGAGGGGGCAGUGAAAGAGGUAGUGCAGAAAGGAGAGAAGAUGAUUGAGAAAGAAGGUAUGUCUUCAGAGGAGGCCCGUUCUGCUCUGGACUUUGUGUGUAAAGAAUGGGAGAGCUGCCAGAACCUGAUCCAGGAUCUGAGGAACCGAGCUCAAGUUCUAGAGCAGGUGGCGGCGGUUCAGUCAAGACUGAAGGCUCUAGAUGGAGUUCUGCAGGAACAGGAGAAAUGGCUGAUCUCCACAGAAGGCUUUAGAGCAAAAAACAACCAGCAGGAACUCCAGACACUCAAAGACGAUUGUGAGGCUCGGAUAGCAGAUCUGGAAAAGCUUCAGCCGCAGGUGGAAGAUCUCUGUUCUCAGACGGAGCGUCUGGCCGCAGAACCUGGAGCCCCUGAUACCAUGAGGCCCAGUGUGGCGGCGCUGGCAUCACGCCACAGCACAACUAUUCAAGAGUUCAAGAUGCGGCAGCAGGACAUCACUAUAGUUUUGUCCAGGCUGGCGGGGUCCAGAGCGCUGCAUCAGAUGGAGUCCAGACUGAACACAGUCAGCGCUGAUAUCAGAGACAUCACCACAGCUGAGCAGGGAGUCAUCAGAGCUCAGGCUCUUUGUGCUGAGAUAGAGCAGGAGGCGUCGGAGGCAGCAGAGCAGCAGGGCUGGACUGAGCUCUCCACAGCCGCCCAGGAUCAGCUUAGCAUGCUGCAGUGCAUUCUGGGUAGCAUGAAGGACACAAAGGUGAAGAGUGAGGAGGUGGAGCGCUGGCUGGAUGCUGCUGACGAGCUGCUGUCUCGAGACGCCAGCGGCUUCAGCCAUGCUGACAAACUACAGGAAGAAGUCAACCAGUGCAAGGAGCUGGUGAGUGAGAUGCAGAGCGUGGACUCGUCUCUGAAGCAGAUGAGGGAGAACGUGACGGCCGUGCAGCAGAGCUCAGUACUGGGUCUGAUCAGCUGGGGGCAGACGGAGCUGGACGACAGUCAGAGACGCUGGGACACGCUCAGUAAAGAGUUGUUGAGGCGUGAGGAGCGUGUGAGUGAAGGUCAGGAGAAAAUGACGAAUCUGAAGAAAGAUGUAGCGGAGAUGCGCGAGUGGAUGAUUCAAGUGGACGAGGAGUUUCUCAUGAGAGACUUUGAGUACAAGAGCCCAGAGGAGCUGGAGGAGGCGCUGCAGGAGAUGAAGAGGGCUAAAGACGAUGUGUUGCAGAAGGAAGUGCGUGUGAAGAUUUUAAAGGACAGCAUUAAUGUGCUGUUUGGAAAGACACCCCCUGGUGGUCCUGACCUGAGCCCUGAGCUCACUGAAGUUCUGCACAACUACCAGAAGCUCUGCGAUCGCUUCAAGAGCAAGUGCCACAUGCUUGAGGAGGUGUGGUCCUGCUGGAUCGAGCUGUUGCAGUAUUUGGACGUGGAGUUUGGCUGGUUGAAGACACUGGAGGAGAACGUUCAAGCCACUGAGAACGUCCCAGAAAACACAGAGUCUAUCAGCGAGGCUCUGGAGUCUCUGGAGUCAGUUGUGCGUCAUCCGGGUGAUAACAGGACUCAGAUCCGAGAGCUGGCCCAGACUCUCAUAGAUGGAGGCAUUCUGGAUGAACUCAUCAGCGAGAAACUGGAGAGCUUCAACUCGCGCUAUGAAGAACUGACUCAGCUGGCUGCUGCACGUCAGAUGUCUCUGGAGCAGAAGUUGGGGACUCUGAGAGAGAACGAGACGGCGUUACACACACUACAGACGUCCCUCACGCAGCUGGACCAGAUGCUCACCUCGUACCUCACCGACCGCAUCGACGCCUUCCAGCUGCCUCAGGAAGCUCAGGCCAUUCAGGCCGAGAUCGCGGCCCAUGAGGCCACACUGGAGGAUCUGAGGAGGAGGAAUGUAGGUAACGUACCUCCAACUGUCCCAGAGGGCAAACCAGUGCGAGGAGGAACCCUACUGGACCAGUUACAGCGGAAACUUCGUGAGAUUAGUACAAAAUUCCAGCUGUUCCAGAAACCAGCCAACUUUGAGCAGCGAAUGCUGGACUGCAAGAGGAUUCUGGAAAACGCUAAAGCUGAACUUCACGUCCUGGACCUGAAAGACACACAACCAGAGGAGAUCCAGACCCACCUGAACGGAUGCAUGAAACUGUAUAAGAUCUUGAGCGAGGUGAAACUGGAGGUGGAGACGGUGAUUAAAACAGGAAGACAGAUCGUACAAAAACAGCAGACAGAAAAUCCUAAAGGAAUGGACGAACAACUCACCGCGCUCAAAUUACUCUACAAUGAGCUGGGAGCUCAGGUGACUGAGGGGAAACAGGAUUUGGAGAAGGCUUUGUCUCUGUCUCAGCGGCUGCAGAAGGACAGCGCCGCCCUGCAGGCCUGGAUGAGCCACACUGAGACUCCGCUUAAAGAGAAGCUCAGCACAGGAGACAUGCCUGCCGAUAUCGAGACAGAGAUCACAUGGGCCAACGGCUUGUUGAAGGAGUCUGAGUUCAAGAAGAGCGAUCUGUCUGUGGUGAUGGAGAACAGCGCCGCCCUGCAGGCCUUAGUGGAGGGCAGCGAGGCUCAGCUGGAGGAUCAGCUGUUUGAGCUCAAUGAGGACUGGGAGCGCAUGCACACGCUGAUAGAGGACUGGCUCAGUGCUGUUCUGAAUCACAGGCGUGAGGUGGAGAUGUUUGAUGAGAAUUUGGCUCAUAUCAGCACAUGGCUCUAUCAGACGGAGAUACGACUGGAUGAGAUGGAGAAGAUGCCUUCAGCUGAGAAAGAGAGAAUGAUGAUGGCUGUGUUGUGUGAGUUGGAAGGAAUGAGUGUGCGUGUGGACAGCGCUCGUGAUCAGGCAGUAAUCUUGAUGACCAGCAGGGGGCCUGUGUGCAGAGAGCUGGUGGAGCCCAAACUAGCCGACCUCAACCGCAGCUUCCACAAGGUGGCGCAGCACAUCAGCUCUGCUCAGGUGUCUGCUGGUCUGGAGGUCAGACAGGAGGCAGUGCGGCCGCAGCAGGAGGUGGCAGAUGGGAGGUCUGCUCCUCUCCUCUCCUCCUCACAGCUACAGCUAUUCGAAUCAGACCUACACGCUACUAUCAGAGCACUGGAGCAACAGGAGAAAACACACACACCUGAUGAUGAGAGGUUGGAUGAGGAGAAAGCUCAUGUUGAGGAGGUGCUGAGGAGAGGAGAGGAGGUGCUGCGGUCUGUUCCUGACGAGGACAGAAGAGAGGACAUCCGCAGGAGACUGCUGCUGCUCCAGACAUGCUACAAGGAGAUUCAUACCAUCAGAACUCAGCCAGUUGUGCUCGAAUCAUCUUCUCCUCCUCGGCAGAGAUCAGAGUCAUCCCUCUCUCCCCAGGAUGAGAGGAGCGCAUCUGUCUCCCCGUCUGACUAUCUGCUGGACAUUAAUAAGGUUCUGCUGGCCAUGGCCGACAACGAGCUGCUCCUGAACUCCUCAGAGCUCAGCGGAGGACUGUUUGAGGAUUUCUCCAGCCAGGAGGACACGCUCCGGAAUAUAAAGGAGAGUUUGGAGCGGUUGGGUGAACAGGUUGAAGUGAUCAAUGAGCGCCAGCCUGAUGUGAUUCUGGAAGCUUCCAGACAGGAGAUGGCACAGAUAUCUGAUGGCCUGACACAGCUGAACUCAGAGUGGGACAGAGUCAACCGCAUGUACAGCCAGAGGAAAGGGUGUUUCGAUGGAGCUGUGGAGGAGUGGAGGCAGUUUCACUGUGACAUGAACGAUCUCUCGCAGUGGCUGAGCCACACUGAACAGGUCCUGGCUGACGGGAUCGGAUCAGACGGAGAACUGGACCUGGACUGCGCUCGUACACAGCAACAGGAUCUGGAGGAGGGUCUGGCCUCUCAUCAGUCUGUGGUGGCGGUUCUGAGCCGGUCUGGAGAGCACAUCAUCGGUCAGGUGUCGUCACCCGACGCCGCUCUGCUGCAGGAGAAACUGGACGCUCUGAGACGCCGCUGGACAUGCGUGCAGAGACAAGUGUGUGAGCGCCAGUGCAGGUUGAUGGGUGAGGAUCCGGCUGUGAUGGAUGUCGUUCAGAGGACUGCUGAUCUGGCUCAGUGGCUGCAGCACACGGAGGUUGCCGUGGCGACGCUGUCGGUUUCAGCCACCGACAAGAGCCUCAGAGAGCUCAAGGCCUUGACGGAGGAGAUGGAUGGUCAGAAUGAGACGCUGUCAUGGCUGAAUAAAACCGGCUCUCAGAUCUUGUCAAACUCCAGUCUGAGUCCUCAGGACAGAGACACUCACGUGAAUAAAAUAAGGCAGAUAAACCUCAGCUGGAGUAAAGUGAGCCGCGAGCUGCUGGAUAAGGUGCGUGAGGUGGAGGGUCGUCUGCAGACACACACACCGCUGCAGGACGAGAGGAGGCUGGCGUCUUACAGCCAGUUCCAGGAGCGCAUGAGCAGACUGGGCGACUGGGUUUACAUCAGCAGCCAGUCUCUGAGUGACGUCACACCCGCGGAGAGACAGGUUCUGGAAAUGUCCAUGCGAGAGCAGAAGCGGGAGCUGGAGGAGCUGUUGUCUUACUCUAUUGAGCUCCAGAGGAAACAGCUGCUUUUACCACAGGAAAAGAGUAAAAUCGAACAGCUGGCUGCAGAUUGGAAAGCUCUGGAUGCCAGACUGAAGGAGACGCCACAACAGCCUCUGUCUCCAUGGACACAACAAGUGGCUCAGCAGCAGUUCACAGGGAGCGUGCCGUCUGCGGUGCACAUGGUCAGUCUGAUGAGCGAGGAGCGGCGUCCCAGCCCAGAGCUGGUGGGCCCCAGCGACCUGCACCAGACGGCCACAGAGCUGGCGGACUGGCUGCUCCUCAUCCACCAGAUGCUCAAAUCCAACAUCGUCACAGUGGGAGACAAAGAGGAGAUCCACACCACCAUCGGCCGCCUGCAGGUGACUAAAGGUGAUCUAGAGCAGAGACAUCCACAGCUGGAAGACAUCAUCACUCUGGCUCAAAACAUCAAGAACAAAACCUCCAACCUCGACGUGCGCACCUCCAUCUCAGAGAAACUGGAGAAGGUCCGCAGCCAAUGGGACGGCACACAGCACGGCGUGGAGGCGCGGCUUCUGCAGCUGGAAUGCAUGAUCGGCCACAGCGAACAAUGGGAGGAGCAGAGGCACCAGGUGAAGGCUCUGAUUGGACAAAAUGAGAUGCAUCUGCAUAACCUUCUGCAGCUGAGCCGAGGGCCGCUCACUAAACAGAUCAGUGACAACAAGGCGUUCCUGCAGGAGCUCAGUCGAGGACAGGAGAGCGUGACGUCCUUUAAUGAACUGUCCAAUCAGCUUCUGCAGGAAUAUGCCGCUGACGACACGCGCAAGGUCAAAGAGGUCAUGGACAAACUCAACACGGUGUGGAACAGCGUCAAUAACAGGGCGUCGGAUCGUCAGGCUGUGUUGGAUUCAGAGCUGAAGUCUCUCCAGGCGUGUCUCCGUGAGCUUGAAUCCUUCCUGAAGUGGCUCCAUGAGGCGGAUACUACAGUCAACAUGUUAUCUGACGCCGCCCAGAGGGAGGAGCUCUCACAGGACUCCGCCCACAUCAAGGAGCUCAAAGGGCAGCUUGGGGACAUCCAGGCGGAGAUUGAGGCACAUAAUGAUGUCUUCAGGAGUGUGGACGGGAAUAAGAUGAAGAUGGUGAAGGCUCUGGGGAGCUCAGAGGAAGCAGUUUUCCUCCAACAGAGACUGGAUGACAUGAACCAGCGCUGGAACGACCUGAAGGCCAAAUCAGCCAAUAUACGGGCUCAUCUGGAGGCCAGUGCUGAGCGCUGGAACCGUCUUCUGUCAGUCCUGGAGGAACUGAGCUGCUGGAUCUGUGUGAAGGAUGAGGAACUGAACAAACAGAUGCCCAUCGGAGGAGACGUGCUCACAGUGCUGCAGCAGCAGACCCACUGCACGGCUCUGAGGGCGGAGCUUAAGGAGCGUGAGCAUUUAGUUCUCAGCACAUUGGAUCAGGCACGCAUGUUUCUGGCCGACCAGCCGAUCGAAGGACCCGAAGAGCCACGCAAGAACCUACAACCCAAAACCGAGCUGAGCCCAGAGGAGAAGGCCCAGCGGGUGGCUAAAGCGAUCCGUAAGCAGACUGCAGAGGUGGGCGAGCGCUGGGAGAGGCUCAUGGGACACGCGGGCACCUGGCAAGAGCAGGUGGACAGAGCACUAGAUAAACUCCAGGAUCUCCAGAGCUCCAUGGACCAACUGGACCUGCGUCUAGCCCAGGCCGAGGAGCUCAAAGCUGGAUGGCAACCCGUGGGAGACCUUCUCAUAGAUUCCCUACAGGAUCACAUUGAGAAAGCAACGGUGUUCUGUGAUGAGAUCGCGCCUCUGAAACAGGAUGUCCGGGCUGUGAAUGAUCUGGCAGGUCAGCUGACCCCACUGGACGUCCAGCUGUCCUCCACCACCAACCGCCAGUUAGACAACCUCAACAUGCGCUGGAAACUACUGCAGGCGGCUGUAGAGGACAGGUCGAAGCUCUUACAGGAAGCACACAGGGAUUUUGGACCUUCCUCUCAACACUUCUUAUCCACUUCGGUGCAGUUGCCCUGGCAGAGAGCAGUGUCCCAGAAUAAAGUGCCCUACUACAUCAAUCAUCAGAGUCAGACGACGUUCUGGGACCAUCCCAAGAUGACCGAGCUCUAUCAUUCUCUAUCUGACCUCAACAACGUGCGGUUCUCCGCGUACAGGACGGCUAUGAAGAUCCGCCGGCUGCAGAAAGCACUCUGCUUGGAUCUGUUGGAUCUGAGUGUGGCUCAGACCAUGUUCCAGCAGCACAAGUUGACGGUAAACUCCCAGCAGCUGACGGUUCCUGAGGUCAUCAACUGCCUGACGUCUGUGUAUGAUGGACUGGAGCAGGAGCACAAAGACCUGGUCAACGUCCCGCUCUGUGUGGACAUGUGUCUCAACUGGCUGCUCAAUGUCUACGACACGGGUCGCAGUGGGAAAAUUCGAGUUCUGUCCAUGAAGAUUGGUCUUCUCUCUCUUUGUAAGGGUCACCUGGAGGAGAAAUACAAAUGUAAGCUCUUUUUCAUAACAAAUUCUGGAAGGAAAUGCUCCGUCCGUCAUCUUGAUUUCAGACAGGCUGCAUUGUUUAUGAGUUAUUCUCUCAUGCUUGUUAUGGGCUUUCUGAAAUCCCUCCCUGAUUGGCUGUUUGUGCUGACUCUCUGUUCUCAGGUGACCAAUAAGUUGGAGCUGGAGCCGAGGCAGUUUAUUGAUUGGAUGAGGCUGGAGCCGCAGUCGAUGGUUUGGCUUCCGGUCCUGCACAGAGUGGCGGCAGCAGAAACGGCCAAACACCAGGCCAAGUGCAAUAUCUGUAAAGAGUUCCCCAUCGUGGGCUUCAGAUAUCGCAGUUUGAAGCACUUCAACUAUGACGUUUGCCAGAGUUGCUUCUUCUCUGGUCGCACAGCGAAGGGUCAUAAACUCAACUACCCCGUGGUGGAGUACUGCACACCGACCACCUCAGGAGAAGACAUGCGAGAUUUUACCAAAGUCUUAAAAAACAAGUUCCGCUCAAAGAAGUAUUUCGCGAAGCACCCUCGCCUGGGAUACCUGCCCGUCCAGACGGUCCUAGAGGGAGACAACAUGGAAACUCCGGUCACUCUCAUCAGCAUGUGUCCGGAGCAGUAUGAGCUUUCUCCAUCGCCACAACUCUCUCAUGACGACACACACUCACGGAUAGGGCAGUACGCCAGCAGGUUGGCACAGAUGGAGCGCUCCAAUGGCUCUCUGCCCACCGACAGCAGCUCGGCCACUGGAAGCAUGGACGAGGAACACGCUUUAAUCCUGCAGUACUGUCAGACGUUGGGAGGGGAGGGCUCAUCCUUCAGCCAGCCCCAAACCCCCGCCCACAUCAGCAGGAGCCCCGCCCAUGACACUCACAGCCCCUCCUACCUGCUCCAGAGCCCCGCCCAGAUCAACAGGAGCCCCGCCCAUGACACUCACAGCCCCUCCUACCUGCUCCAGAGCCCCACCCAGAUCCUGCAGGCUGUGGAGAGGGAGGAGCGAGGAGAGCUGGAGCGAAUCAUAGCGCGACUGGAGGAGGAGCAGCGGACCCUGCAGAGGGAGUAUGAACAGUUGCGCCAGCAGCACGGUCAACCUGGCGCGGGGGCCGCAGCUGUUAGCGGGGCCCCUGAGGAAGCAGACCUGUUAGCUGAAGCUAAACUCCUGCGACAGCACAAGGGACGGCUGGAAGCCCGCAUGCAGAUACUGGAGGACCAUAACAAACAGUUGGAAUCACAGCUCUACCGACUACGCCAGCUGCUGCAUCAGCCUGAGUUAAAUGGCACGUCCUCUUCUGGCUCUCUCCAUCAGGAUACAGCAGGACAGGCCGAGCUCACAGAUGAGUUUCUUCAUCAGUGUGCUAACAGUAACUCUGAUCUGGCUGAGGUUGUGGAACAGAUUAACCACAGUUUUCCUGCAUGCUCUCCGUCAAGUAUGUCCUCAAGGCCGAAGGUGAUGUGAAGGUUUUCAGCAGAACAUCCCUUUGGAAAUCUUGCGGACAUGAAGAGCAGUCUCGAACUCGACAUGACAAGAAGAUUCCCAUUCCAGAGAUGCAGAUUCCCGGCUGUUCCCUCGACAGAGAUGUUCGUCCUCGAACCCAAAGACUCUGGAACAGGACCACACAGUUCAUUCAUUGGCUAUUACUACUGCGUCUGUCUGUACUAUGCAACUGUACAUUUGAUCAACAUGUAGAUUGUACGUGGUGAGGUGUAUCUGCCCAUUGUUUUAAUACUCGGAUGAUUAUUUAGGGUUAUGGGGGCCAUUUAUCGUAUAACCUGUAUGCUUUUAUUUCUGCGUUCACCAAGGAACCACACUGCUACCACAUAUCUCACAUUCAGCUCAUAUCAGUUGCUGUUCAAACUGACACAUUGUCUUUCUACAGACGUGGUUAUUAGUUUAAUCAGAAAACGAUGUGAACAUCAGUGGAUAUGAAGACGAAUCGAUCUCGUAAUGCUAAACUGUUAGCGCAUGUUGCCCCCCAGCAUUAUUCUCUUCAACUUUAGCCUGUUUUGACAGUGUUUGCCGUGAACUCUCCCUUUAAAGCAUUGUUUCGACAGUUUGUUCCGCGGGUAGAAGCGCAUCUGAACCCUCACUGCAUUUCUAGAGCGCACGCACAGAUGAUGUACAACACAAACAUUCGAACGCGUCGAAAACACCCUUUUGUGCCUAUAAAGCAUCCAUUCCAGGAGAGACGAGUGGCUGAGAGAUGCCGUAUUUCUCAAAAUUAUGUAGAUAGAUUAUAUUAUAAAAAGACAAAUGUAGGAAAUGGGGAUUUUUAGGACGUUUGGCCCAAGAUGAUUUAUCUUUGUGUAGUAUAGUUUUAUAAAUAAAUGUUUAA
Sinocyclocheilus anshuiensis is the source of this 11705-nucleotide messenger RNA. Its product is annotated as utrophin-like. Gene Ontology annotation, cellular component: plasma membrane. NCBI's taxonomy places the organism in Eukaryota, Metazoa, Chordata, Actinopteri, Cypriniformes, Cyprinidae. Gene Ontology annotation, biological process: synaptic signaling. The transcript has 77 exons. Bases 353 to 10828 code for a protein of 3491 amino acids. Gene Ontology annotation, molecular function: zinc ion binding; protein binding. The record is from RefSeq and is a predicted model, not a curated record.